Messenger RNA from Varanus komodoensis (Komodo dragon), 3988 nucleotides. RefSeq lists its product as uncharacterized. Lineage: Eukaryota; Metazoa; Chordata; Lepidosauria; Squamata; Varanidae. The record is from RefSeq and is a predicted model, not a curated record. Bases 1431 to 2480 code for a protein of 349 amino acids. The transcript has 3 exons.
GCUAAGAUUACCUUGGCUCUGCUGCCACCUUAACUUCUUCCCCCUUUCCCACCUUCUGAACACAAAAUGAUAGAAGCAGUUGGAAGAGAAUGAAAAGAGAGAACACAAAAUGAGGAAGAGAGAAGAGCAAAGAAUAGACACUGAAGGAAUAGACACUAUCUUUCCCCCUUAGGUCUUUUCAGUGUUUAUCUGAAUAAGUCUAGAUUUGAUGAGCACCAUAUCCUCUCUCUUAAUGUUCCUUUAAUGUUCCUAAAGCUGCUACAAAGCACAACUCAAUUAGCUUGCAUGUAAUCUGAAGCCUCUUGGUGUAGUAGCAACUGCAUCUGAUUGGACCAGGCAAGAAAUCUGCCGUUUGAAAUCUGGUUAAUGCAAUGUUCAAGGACCCCAAGGAUAAAAGUAGGCAAAUUAGGUUUUGGGUAAGAACUUGCUUGUUGAGUGUAACUGACUGAACCCAGACAAAACAGAUUAAUUCAUCAAGAAGGUUUGAGAGAAGAAAUAAAAUGGAACCACACUUUGAUUUAGAACACAUGUAUGUGGCUUCCCUUGUUGCAAGUGGAGUAUUUUUUCGAAGUCAGGGCAGCUAAUUUGAAAUUUAUUGGGUUGGCAUUAAAUUGCAGAUAGGCUCGUUGAAUGUUUUCAGAUGUGUUAUCGCACUGGCAACCACCGCUGAAUGAAUGUGGCUGUGGUGCAUGUACCUGAUGUGAGUGUGCUGUAGAAUGGGAGAAUAAGAGUCAGGCUUUUUGCAGUGCUGGCCCUCAGCCAAGGUGAUUGUCAUUGGACUGCAGAGGAGGGCAAAUGGAUGAAGCCCCCUUUCCUCCUAUUUCAGUUCAGUAUAAAGCAGGGGCCCUGUGCUAGCAGUUUGGGAUUAGAGGUACCUCUGCUAUCAGAGGUAGUAUGCCUAUGUAUACUAGUUGCUGGUGUACAUAGGCAUACUGCACCCCUAUCAGCUUGUGGGUUUCCUGUGGCAUGGAGAUAUUCUAAUCUUCAUUCAUAUGAUGUUACUUACAAAAACAUCUAUGCAACCAUCACAAAGUGAGACACAAAGUUAGUAGGAAAUGCUGCAUUACAAAUACACAUCCAGUAAAUAUUCGGUUACCUGCACAAGAGCCCUGGAAGCUGAAAUGGAAUGCAUGCAGGCCAAGAACUUAGUUACAGCAGCUGUAAAUAAGAUUUGAACAGAGAUUUCCCACAUGUUCAGCUGCUGUUCAACGUCACUCUUAUAUAUACUGGGAAUGUCCUGGAAAAUACCUUGGCUGUAAUGUUGAUUAUGGAAAGAGGGAAAUUUUGUAGAUGAACUUUGCAGGCAAACAACAAUAUGGAACUGUUUCUUUCUGAAAUCUUAAAUUUGGGCAAUAUAAGUUCCAAAUGUGUAUGUUCAGUUGUCGAUCUCAAAGGGACCAAAGGGGGCCAAAACACAUUUUAAAGACAAAAUGAGUGUGCAUAUGUUUCUGCAUAGAUACAGUUAUGGACAUAGACACAUUCUGUUGAAAACAAGCAGGCUGAGCAAGCAACACUGGGCAAAAACUAAGAAUCUGGAGGCUGCCAAAAAGCAUCCCCAACCCUAUAUACCUGACAGCCACGAGAAUUGCAUAAAAUGUUUCCAUCUUCCAACAGUUUCUCAAGGAAAUGACCAAAAAGUUCAGGAAAUUUCUUAUGCCACUACUGAUAAAGCAACCUCCCCCGUGAAAAAGGAUCAGAUGGAUGAAGAUAUUUCCAGAUUUACUAAUGAACACUCAGGUGUCAGCAUCUCUCUUCAGAGAAUUGCUGCAGUUCCAGAUGUACCAACAGCAAGACACUCAUGCCCAUUGGUCAGUAAAGGACUGGUGCAAAAUGUUGGCAACCUAGAUGAUUGCUGCUUAGGAAUUCUUCAAAAAAAGCCACGAUCACAUACUACUUCUGAUAAUUGUUGGCCUUCCUCUGGGACUUGUAACUUUGAAUUCAAAGAUGCAAACAAGAGCCAUCCUUGUAACCUUGUGUGUUCUCAGGUUACUACUCCUAUUUUUGUAAGGUCAAAAACAGACUGCAGUAACAUGGAAUCAAAUUAUCAAAAUGAGCCAUCGAUCCACAUCACAGAAAGAGAACAUUCCACAGAUGAAGAUUUGCAUUCAUCUUUAAAAGGGCAGUUCACCUCCACCUUUCAAACUCCACCUAUUUUGCUCAAAUCAAGGAUGCUUACUGAGGUACCUGAUUCAGGUAAUCCUUUGCCUGUCUCAGUGCAUGUGCAGGAGAUGAGCAGCUCUCCUGAUCACCACAGCUGCACAGACAAGAACCACCACUGUACAGAACGAGAUAGUAGCCAAGAAAACAUUUGCAAACCUGGCAUUUCUACUUUUGAAAACCCUUCUGCUUUUCAGAGCCCUGGAACACUGUCAAAAUCAUACAAAAAACAAAGUUUGGACAUGAUGAACAAGCAAACCCAUGUGGGAUAUGACGACACAAGCAGCAGCGAUGAUGAAGACAGGCUAGUCAUAGAAAUAUAACAAAGUGUUGAGGAUUUAACUUUAUAAUGGAAGGAAACAGCUCUAGGACCAGUCAAUUACUGCUCAGUCUUUCUGUUGCACCAUAAGAGUGCAAAAGCCAUUCUUUCCUUCAGCAGACAGUAUAUUAAUUUUUGCCAAUGACAUUUGCCUUCUUUAUAUGUGUUGAUGCUUUCAUGUGAAGCAAGAAAGGAGUUAGUCACAUUUCAAUGCCCACAGUAAACCUCUGGUACCUAAGUUUCUAGCUUAGUAACAUCCUUCUGUAAGUUCAAACAAAAGUUUCAGUCUCCUAUUCGUAAAACUAAAAAUGUAGCCACCCCUGGCAACUGGUGGGACAACAGGAAUCACUUUACUGCACUGAAAAGUUGGAAGUUGACAGAUGCAUCCAGCUGUGAACACACAGAAUGCACCAACUGCAGAAUUGUAUUCAGCUGUUCUGUGUUUUGCACAUUUUUUCUAUCUGAAGUUUUGCAUGAGGUCAGUGCCCUUAAGGCACAUUAUACAGCUUUUCCAUAUUGUACAAAUAUUCCCUGCUCCCUUGUGAUGGACAACACAAGCAUGCCCUGCUUUGUAUUUUGUGCCUUUUCUGCUGAAAACUAUUUGGGUAUUUGUUACUUUCUAACUCUUCUGAUAAUAUGGGUUAGCAAUAUCAGCAUUUCAGAGGUAUAUGAAACAGUACUCUUUCUGAUGCUGUUUUUCAGCUCAAGGAGGGAAAAUGGGAUUUUCUUUAACCUAAAUGAAAAUGUUUAGCUUGUCCUCCAAGACCUGAACAUAGAGAUAAAAGUACUUUCUUGGAAUUGUCUCUCUUCCUAUUUUGGUACAAGUCCAAAUAGUGCACUGAGAAUUUACUAACUUCUCUGUCUAGUUGAUAGACUUACAUUUCUCUAAGCACAACUCUGUUUUAACACUAUUUGUAGGGAUAGUGAUUUUAGAGCAUAAUUGUACUGCUGUAUUAUUUUUAACUUUUUGCAUUUUGAAAUACUUCUAGAGUUGGUGUUACAGGCUAAUGAAGAAAUAUUGUCAUACCCAUCAUGGCCUUUUCCUUGAUCAAAAGACAGGUUGCAAAGUGAUAACUGGAAACCUGAUCUGGUCAGGAUGGUUGAGAUAGGCAGGAAAAUCACUGCUAUAUACUAGUGUGCUAAAGAGAAAAGUAACAACUUCUGAAGUACUGGAAUUGAUAAAAUGUUCAGUCAGAAGUGAGUGCUUCCAUAUGCAACCUGCAGCAAGAAGCCAUUUCUAUCCAUGGAACUCACAUGCAGUUUAGAACACAAACUGCAACACAGAGUUGAGAUUACUCCCAGUUUCUUCCCUCUCUUUUACUGUACCCUAUUAAAGAUUCCUUAGCAGGGCUUUUGUGUGUUUAUCUACUCCCAACUUUCUAAGUGUGUUAGCAGGGAAGUCAAAAAUUUACCAUUUUCAACUUAUCUCACAGAGAGUGUACAAUCCAGAUCAUCGAAUUGUACUUCUUAAUUGAAUGGACCCAUUAAGGGGCUUUCCAAUAGAUAUUCUUG